Oreochromis niloticus (Nile tilapia) is the source of this 1436-nucleotide messenger RNA. RefSeq lists its product as uncharacterized. The transcript has 4 exons. The record is from RefSeq and is a predicted model, not a curated record. The coding region runs from base 193 to 1254 and encodes 353 amino acids. Lineage: Eukaryota; Metazoa; Chordata; Actinopteri; Cichliformes; Cichlidae.
UGCGCAGAUGCCUCCAACGCUGAAAGCCGUGUAGAAUAUGAAGAUGUAGAGUGGAAAGAGGAAGAAGGUGUUUGUGGUGGUGAAACUGAUGAAAAGGGCCAUCCCUGCUAUGGGACAUUCAAAUGAAGUGGAGGAGUUUAAAAGGCCGGAGACAUCACUGAGAGCUGAGGAAGAGUUGAUGAACAUGGAUGAAUGAAGUGUUGCAGCCUUAGGAAACAAGUUAAAAGCCAUCGUUUAUGUAGCAGAAACAAACGAAAACACUGCAGACAAGGUUCGACUUCCUCAAGGGUGCUGAAAAACCUGGUGACUUUGGAUAUAUUUAAGGUCAUGCUCUUCAACUCUUCCUCCUUCGCCACAGUUUUCCCCGCCCCAACAUCCCGCGACUUUUUCAAUUCCUCCAACUCCACAGUGUCUUUCUACGCAUUAUGCAGGGCAUCAGUACCGAGCAUUGUCAUCUACACCAUGUACACCUUUACAAACAUCCUUGUCCUCUGUCCACUCUACAUCUGCAUCCUCUACAUGGGUUUCCAACAUUGGAGGCGUCAGUGCUCUGCAUCCGCAGGAAGGACGAUGAGCCUCUCUGACUUUUUCACCUACAACAUGAUGAUCUUGGAGAUGUUUGGUGUGUUUGGAUCAGUCCUCUAUUGUUUGAGCAAACCUACAAGUAAUGACUCACUGAUGAUGUUGGGGAUAUAUUUAUUUUGCGUAGUUUUUCCUGGACAGACAUUUUUCCAUGUCCUGACCUGUGUGGAGCGCUAUCUGGCCGUUGUUCACCCUAUUAACUACAUGCAUGUGCGAGAAGUAUCGAGGGUCAGAAUUAAAAACAUCUGCACCUUGUGUGUUUGGCUGAUAUGCGUUGGAUGGGUGGGGAUAGUAAAGCUGUACUACCCCAAUUUUCCCAUGGUCCCUUUUCUUUCAUUGGGCAUCUGCCUUUUAGUUAUUAUUGUGUGCUGUGUGUUUGUUCUCCGUGCUCUGACUCGUCCAGGGCCAGGACACAAGGAUCGAGUUGACCAAUCAAAGCAGAGGGCUUUCUAUAUGAUUACAGCCAUAACAGGAGUGAUGCUGUUGAGGACUGCUGGCCUCGUGCUUUGUUUUGUAAUAGAAACAAGGAACUUAGCUGAUCUUCAAGUGCUGUGCUGGUUGCUGGAUUUAGUGAUCUGGCUGUCUGUCCCCAGCAGUCUGGUUCUUCCUCUGCUGUUUCUGCACAGAACAGGAAAACUAUCAGGCUGUAGGAAGAAAACUGAGUCAGGAUAAAGAGUCCAUUAAGACAGCUUGAUUGAUGUGUACAAAACGAUGUUAUAAUGUAUAAAAACAUAUUGCAACUUAUAUACAGUGUAUACAAAGUAAUCAUAGCUGGUAGUUUAUGUAACAUAUUUUGAUUAUAUGAUUACAUUAUAAAUGGAUUUGUAUUAUACUGCGAUGAACAAUAAAUAUUA